AGGCCGGCGGUCGUUUCGCAUCCUCUCGAUACCCACAACCCGCACCUCGCAAGGUCAAGUGCGAUCAAAGUCAUUGCUCUUCUUGCGCAUAGUUGUAACCUGCGCCUGCGCACCGUCUUCAACCUGAACGAGCUUUGCUGCAUCAUUAUGAGGAGCGUACUGGCGUGCAUCUUUUUUUGCGUCAUCACCAACGUGAUUGCCAGCGGUGAUGAUCGAUUUAUCAAGAAGUAUGCGAUGAUGAAGAUUUACGAGAGUUGCUUUGGACCUGAGGUUGUAAAACAAAUUCGGCGUGAAAUGAAAGAAGCCUAUGCGAAGUGUGCAUCACCGCCACCUGUCGAAGAAUCUUCAAACCAACACAACAUACCGGCCAUACUGCUCGGAAAACUACCGCCAGGAUUUACUAUGGAUCCGAGCACGCAAACCAUAACAAAACCCACAGAUGGCGCUGUACACAACCAAGAUAAUGAAGAUAUUCCUGAAAAAGUUCACAUCCAGAAAGUUCCUUUUCAAAACAUGCUACCUCUUCGCACCCCGCCCGGGUUCCAACAGCAAGCCAUCCCCCCCUACAUGAUGGCAAACCAGUACCGACCGUACAGUCCUGCAUCACCCUUCUAUCCCUUCCCCUACAGCCCCGCUAUGUUCUACCCCCAGUACAACCCCUAUGGGUACCAGCAGCCUCAGCAACAACAGUUCUACCAGCAACCGUACUUUGGAUCCAACAGAAUUUCGCGGGACUUGGAUCUUCGUGAUCGCCUGGACAUAAUCUCGCGGGGCGGUGCCGCGGCCGGCAAGGUGAAGAACAUAACGUGCGUGAUGCAGGAGCUGGGCUACAUCGACCACGACCUGGAGCCCAACUACGAGCAGAUCACGCAGCGCAUCGCCAACCUGCCGGUCUCCGCCGACCUGAAGGGAGACAUCCAAGACGGCCUGCAGUUUUGCCAGAAAUUCUCGCAAUGUGUGCCGGACAUCAAACGUGACAUGGCUCCGCUAUCUCAGGAACUCAUCAAGCCUAUGUUCUUCUUCAGAUGCUAUAAGCACAAAAAGUUGGAGGCGUGCAUCAUGAAGGACAUUCGUGAACGUUUCACCACUGAAGAUGAGCUGGAUACUGAUGGUGACUUCGGCCGCUCCCUUCCUCGUACUGGGCGUGCAGCUCGUGACGACUCCACCAACGACCCGAGAGUCGACGCUCUCGAUGAGAUGUCAGUGUACUUGUAUGACUACUUGAGCGGCGGCAGCGGACUCGACUACGAUCUGUAUCUGUAACAACUGCACCUGACAUACUAGAGACAGAGGAACUGCUGUAACAUUAGAAAUCUGUAACCAUUUGUGCUAGAGUAAUACCAACUUAUCUGUGAAGUGGCAAAAAUAGGAACUACGGUCGCCAUGUUGAAAUGUCAUUCGACUGUCAGUGUCUAUUACUUUCGAGUGUUUCCUGUGUUUUAUUGCGAUACUUCUGAAUUUGAAGCGUUAAAUAUGCCCCGACUUCUGUGCACAUUGGAAUUAAUUGGCAACACUGAAACGACGAUGGCGACACCCAUCAGUCCACAGAUAAGUUGGUGACACUGUAAUAUCGUUUGAUUGUUCAACAUUGAUGUUUUCAUUAUACUCGUAUAGUGGAGCGCUCGAAUGGUCACAUUAAAUGAGCACAUGGGUAGAACUAAUAGUAGUAAUCAUAAAAAAUUACUAAAAAUUAAAUUAAUUAGUAAAUAAUUAGUUGAAUUUUUAAAGGAAACAAAUUGUAAUUUAAAGAACCUUGUAAUACCUUUACGUGGACGCUACUCUUCUACGAUUCCUGAGCAGCUACGCCUCCACGUGCGACAAGUAGGUAUCAGUUGCUUGCGGUUACAUAGAGGAUGUUUUGAAUAAUAUUGUGAAAAUUUAUUUAUUUAGGAAAAUAUUUUUAUUUUCUUUUUUUUUAUGAUUACGGUUAAGAACCUUUAUUUGUGCAUUUAUUAAUUAAACUUAUUAGUAAGAAUAUAUUACAAUGCUUUAUUUCUAGAGCAUAUUGCAGAAAAUAUUUCAAUUUUUUAACAGCAGUGUUUUGGUAUGUUCUAAUUCUAAUUAAGAAGUGAAAACAAAGCCAUUUAGGUCGAACACCAAGCCUACUGUUUCAAAUAUUUUUCUGCACUUGGUAUCUUGUAUCUACCUGGUAUCUUCACAAUUUUUUCUUCAAUACCGAUUGAAUUCGUAGUCACUGAAGAAUGCCAAAUACCUUUUCGUAAUACUAUUUCUAAUAAAAUUAAUUUGCUGUAUCGAAAUCCUGAGCCAUUUUUGUGCGCGAUAUCUGGUCGUCAUGAUAAUGUCAAGGUCUGCAGUUGGCCUUGUCCUCCGUUUUAUGUCACUUGAAUUAUAUAUCUAAUGUUCCAAACGUAAUUAUUCCAUAAAAUGUAAUUCAAGGAGAAUGUAGUUCAUACAAUCUGUAAUUCCAUUUGCUGCUUCAGAAAAGUGGCUGCAAGAAGAUGCUCAACUAUCAGUUAAUUUUUUUUUUUCACAAUUUUCAUAUUUGAAAUAAUUAUCUGUUUAUAAUUAGGUUAGGAAUCAAUUGCGGUAUAUUUUUUAAUUAUUACGUAACAUUAUAAUAAUUUAUUUAUAAUUGUGCUAAGACUCAGUAGGAACUAUAAUGUAGAGGUAGAGAUAGAUUAGAACUUAAUGAAUAAGAUUAAAUAACAGAGAGACUCACAUAUCAUAUCUUCAUUCAUUCAUAAAUGCAGAAUUCAUGCAUUUGCUUGUGUAACACUAAGGGCUGUAUUACACUGUGACACCACGGUUGCAACCAGUCGGCGCUACCAACAAAAUGUAUAAAGCUCUAUAGAGAGUUACUCACCUGUUGUCUGUUUGGUUGCGCAACCAAUUUGGUGGCGUGACCAGCUCGGACCCUCCAUGACUCUGGUGUCUGGUAUGGUAGCUUACAAACCCCACGGUGGCGUGACUGGUUGAGCCACCAAAGUGUCUCGGUGAAAUCCAGCACUAAUACUCAAUCUUUUACAAUUAUAAGAUUAUAUUAAUAAUUCGUAGUAAACUUCAAAAGUCUAUAUUAAAUGCUAAAUAUAUUUCUUGGUGCGUUCUUCUUAAGUUGUUAAGUAAAAUUUUGCUUCAAUUAAUUUACAUAAAAUUGUUGUUCACAGUAUAAUGAUUUUGCGAUUAAAAUCUAAAGACAUCAUAUAUUAAGAUUUUUUCGCGAUCAAACUUAGAUAAUUUAUACGUUUAGAUAAAGCCUGUUAUCAACGAAUAAUAACAGGCCAGGUUUAUUACUUUAGUGUGCAUGACGAGCGCACUGCUGUAAUAAUCUAUGUAGACGUAUAAAUUAUCUAUGAAUGUCACAUACUUAUUAGACUUUUGGUAAGCGCUAUAAAUUCUUAAAUAUUCAUAAGUUUAAAUUUUAUAUUCUUGUAAAUAUUUUAAUUACUUCACUCUAUGAUAAGGAUUAUAAUAUUAAGAUAAGAUAAUUAUAAUUGUAUCCUAAAUUUUGUUUGCUCAGUGAUGUGUAGUGUAUUUUAGACCGAUAAUAUUACUGUUUAAAAAUCAAACGAGAUGUAUCCAAAAUUGUUAUAUUAAUGUCUCCCAUACGUUAAGUACCUGUCAUUUUACUGAUUACGUAACGUACUUUCAACGUCAGUUAAAAGUAUUUUGAUAUAUAAUAUAAUCGUCAUCAUCAACAUCAUCAUCGUCAGUCGGAAGACGUUAUAAUCACCUGGUCAUACUUAACGAAUACACCCUGUAUAUGAUUAAUUCAUGAAUCAUUAUUAUAUUAAUAACCUACGUAAAAUUAAAAAAUCAUACUUGUAUACACAUACAAUUAUGAUGUAUGUACACACACGUGUAUCACCCAAAAUAAACAAUUUAGCAAUGAAUUAAUUUCAAAAGCCAAUUUAAUUUAAUUCUUUUUUUGUAGCACACACACAGCAAACAUGGUUCUUGUCAGUAAAGCUCAUAUCACAGCUUACAUGACAACAACAACAUAAUUAUUUUAAGUUUUAUUUGGAGAUUUCUGCAGUGCAUUUAUUAAGUAUAAGGUUCAUUAUGGGUUUUGUAUGAUUAAAAAUGUACGUAAAACGUAAA
Messenger RNA from Leptidea sinapis, 4059 nucleotides. RefSeq lists its product as uncharacterized. The transcript is spliced from 8 exons. The record is from RefSeq and is a predicted model, not a curated record. The coding region runs from base 148 to 1263 and encodes 371 amino acids. Lineage: Eukaryota; Metazoa; Arthropoda; Insecta; Lepidoptera; Pieridae.